AAAAAAAAGGAAAAAUCCAUUUCCCUUCCUUUUUAUAUCUGCUGAGCGAUGUUUCGAAGUUUUGCUCUCACGUCUCUCCCUGUAAUUCUCUUCCUCGAAUGUUUCUUCUUCGUUUCGAUUCAAUUUCCCAAUUUUCUCAAAUUUCUCCAUGACAUAAUUUCCUCUUUCAGUCCCCAAUUCUGAAGAUUAGGGUUCUUGCUCCGAUAUCUGUUUCAAGGGGUUCUUCGUCCAAUUGUUUCUACACAUACCAAUUCGUUUGAUUCCUUUAUGAUUCUUCCUUUCCCUCCUCUGAACAACAAUCCCAUCAAGAUUUCGAUUCCUUUCAAAAUUCGUCCGGCUUUGUUCACUAGGGCAUCUUUGAUUUUCCUAUUAAUCAUCGCUCUGGUUCUCGUUGUUUCUCCCGCCCCUACGAAACCUAUUGUCAGUGUGAAGAACAAGCCGGAAAUCAAAAACUCCACCGCCAUGAAGGUCCACCCAUUGCCGAGGAAGCGCAAUAUCACCGUCCGGUAUAACCCCAAUUCGAGGAAUUCUCUCGAAGAUCAGUCCCAUCUGAACCACAAGAAACUAAGGAGGUUGCCUCAUAUCUUCAGUCGGGUCCUCSAGCUCCCUUUUCGAUCUGAUGCCGAUGUUUUGAUCGAGGAGAAUCCCGAUUGUUUCCGAUUCAUUGCCGAAACCGACGGCAGCAUCAGCGAUGGAGUAAGGGCUCAUGCCGUGGAAAUCCAUCCUGGGGUUAUUAAGAUCGUCGUGCGUGAAAGUGGGUCGGUGGAAAUGGCAAUGGAUGAACUGGAAUUAGACAUGUGGAGGUUCCGGCUGCCGGAGACCACGCGGCCGGAGCUUGCAAGUGCGGCGUUCGUCGACGGAGAGCUCAUUGUUACUGUCCCGAAGGGGAACGAGGAGGAGAGCUCUGAAGAUGAUGAUGGAGGAGAUAUCUGGGGAGAUGGGAGCGGGAGUUUCAGAGAUGGCAUGGGAGGUCGGCUUGUUCUUGUACAGUAAAUUAAAUCCUUUGCCCUUUGUUUUUUGUACUAACUGUUGGAAAUUUCCUUCUUCAUCAUUAUUAAUGCUGUUCCAGAUUUCCUGUUAGUUCCCUUUGCUGAACCAGUUAACCAAUUAGCCCAAAAGAAACUUAGAAACAAAAACCGAAUUGCUUCCCAUCUGAAUGAUUUAUCCAUCACAGACAUAAAACCUGGAAA
Messenger RNA from Momordica charantia (bitter melon), 1190 nucleotides. RefSeq lists its product as uncharacterized. The record is from RefSeq and is a predicted model, not a curated record. Lineage: Eukaryota; Viridiplantae; Streptophyta; Magnoliopsida; Cucurbitales; Cucurbitaceae.